This is a messenger RNA of Mesocestoides corti, 348 nucleotides long. Lineage: Eukaryota; Metazoa; Platyhelminthes; Cestoda; Cyclophyllidea; Mesocestoididae. The record is from the annotation of a GenBank genome assembly.
AUGGCGGACAGUGGUUUCGUUGUGGGAGGCCUGCGCACCAUCAUGUCAGAGGAGGAUGGACAAGAUAGAACGACGUGGAUCUCUCCGGUGACAGUCAGUGAUGACUCGAAGACCACAAAAAGAGUGCCUUCUCGACCGGGACGUGGUGAAGUGUUUGCCCGUAUAAUAGGUGUGAGAAAAGCAGUCACCAAUUACGAAACCUACAUUGGCUAUGAAAUUGAAACUGUGGCAAACCGAGACGACUAUCCUUCAGACGUGUGUGUUGUUGAACGCCGCUAUCGAGAAUUCGACUGGCUACACAAACGGUUUCAACGGGCCUAUGCAGUUCUUUUUGUUCCCGUAAGUUAA